Rana temporaria (common frog) is the source of this 3485-nucleotide messenger RNA. It is a transcript of the gene EPS8L2, whose product is annotated as EPS8 like 2. Gene Ontology annotation, cellular component: plasma membrane; vesicle; ruffle membrane. Gene Ontology annotation, biological process: positive regulation of ruffle assembly; Rho protein signal transduction; regulation of Rho protein signal transduction. Lineage: Eukaryota; Metazoa; Chordata; Amphibia; Anura; Ranidae. Gene Ontology annotation, molecular function: actin binding. The coding region runs from base 198 to 2456 and encodes 752 amino acids. The transcript has 23 exons. The record is from RefSeq and is a predicted model, not a curated record.
UUUGUUCACAGUGAAACAUUCACCUGCUGUCAGAGCACUACAGAAAGCAGUUUAGUGGCAUCCAGGCAAAGUGACAUCCAAGGGGGAGCCCCAACACAGCAAGUCCUUUCUUUUAUUGCAUCCUCUGGAAUUACUAGGAGAUUGGAUUAAAGGCACACGGUGCGAAACUACGGGCAAGUUAAAACGCUGAUGCAGCGAUGAGUCAGUCAGGAUCUACUGGAAGCAAGCAUGGAUCCUCCAAUGGAGGAACAGGAAAAAUGAGUGCAAAGGACUUGUUUGAACAGAGGAAAAAAUAUUCCAACUCAAAUGUCAUCAUGCACGAAACAUCUCAGUAUAACGUAGAGCAUCUGGCUACAUUUUUGAUGGAUAAAAGUGAUGCUCUGGGCACAGUGGAUGACGCCAUCAAACGGUUGAUGCAACUAGAAUCCAAGGAUAAAAUAUGGGCCCAGGAAAUGGUUCUCCAGGUUAUAAGCAAUUCUAUCAGCCUUCUGGACUCUGCCACACAGGAAGAGUUGGAGAACUUCCCACUGUCCAUUGUCCAUCACUGCCAGAGUAUACAAGGCCCACAUCGCUAUCCAAAUGUACUCCUACUAGUAUGUCAGGAGCCGGAUCAGAACAAGCCUGACAUUCACUUCUUUAACUGUGAAAUGGAGGCUGAUAUGGUCCAUGCUGAUAUUGAAAGUGCCCUUGCUGACAUAAAACAUGGGAACAAAAUGAGACCACAGACACUCAAGGUUAACCAAGAGCGAAUCAAGCAAAGAGACUCAAUCCUUCCACCCUCCACUGCCCCCAAACCAGCCUACAGAGAUAACAAAAACCGUGUGAUGUCACCAGCUGCAGCCAAUGAGAUUGAAUUUGAUCGAAGAAGUAACAUCUCCCAGGAGCAAGAGGAAUCCAGGGAAGCUCUAGCAAGAAAAAUUGAAAAAGAAACACAAUGCUUAAACUGCACAUUGGAUGACAUAGAAUUAUUUGUGGCAAAACUCCAAAAAGCAGCUGAAGCUUUCAAGCAGCUGAAUGCAAGGAAGAAGGGCAAAAAGAAUAAAAAGAAAGGGCCGGCAGAGGGGGUCCUGACAUUACGGUCUCGGCCACCCAAUGAGCUGGAAUUCAUCGACUGCUAUCAGAAGAUCAAGCUGGCUAUAAACCUCUUGGCAAAGUUGAAAAAACAUAUCCAGAAUCCUAGUGCUGCAGAGCUUAUCCAUUUUCUCUUUGGGCCACUGGACCUGAUAAUUCAGAGCUCGGGAGGUCCAGAUUUGGGAAGAUCAAUCACCUGUCCUCUCCUUUCAAAAGAUGCUACAAAUUUUCUGAGGGGGCAUCUCACCCCAAAAGAAAUGCAGACGUGGGAAGUUCUGGGAGAACGAUGGACCAAAUCAAGGGCAGAAUGGCCAAGAGAGCCUCUGAUUCCUCAGUACAUUCCAAAAUUUAACAGUGGUUGGAUACCUCCUCCAGACAUCUUCCUGGGAGCUCCUUGGGAACUGGACUUAGGACAUCCACCAGAGCCCUUUAAACUCAAGGUCCAAGAAGAGCCACCCAAACCAGUAGAAAACCAUGGACCUAGAAAUCCACCCAAACCAGUAGAAAACCAUGGACCUAGAAAUGCUUCUCCUCCAAGUGCAAAUCCUUAUAGGACUCCAUCUUUCAGACAGCAACCUUCACCAAUUCAGCCUGAAAUGAAGCCAGAAUACAACCCAGGCUCUAAAAUUACCAAUUAUGAAGCACCACUGCCUGCACAGCCACAGAAAUGCGCCAAAAUUCGUUAUGACUUCACUGCCAGAAAUGCCAACGAAUUGUCAGUAAUGAAAGAUGAAAUACUGGAGAUUCUGGAAGAUAACAAACAGUGGUGGAAGCUGAGAAACACCAUCGGACAGGAAGGCUAUGUCCCAUAUAACAUUCUCGAUGUAGUAUCAACAGAAGAAAGCCAGAUAGAUGGACCAUAUGGCAAUAGUGGAAGCAAAUACCGAGAAGGAAAUCCAAGAAGUCCCGUUAGCCCUGUAUUCAAGCUUCCAAGUAGUUAUGCUGGAGAUAAAUGGGGAAGUGAGAUGACUGGAUGGUCAACUAGUCAGAACACCAAAGAAAAGUUAAUUCACCACAUGGAUGAAGUGAAUGACGAACUCUUAAAGAAAAUCACAAGUAAUCAACCACCUAAACGGAAUUUUGUAACACAAAAAGCUCAGCAAGUACAUGUUCCAUUAACUUUCCAGUCUGACCCAGAGGAAGUGAAAACCUGGCUGGAAGCUAAGGGUUUUAGCAAACCGACAGCAAACCAACUGGGCAUUUUAAAUGGGGCACAGAUUUUCUCUCUAAACAAAGAUGAGUUAAGGAAGGUAUGUGGAGAAGAGGGUGGAAGAGUAUACAGUCAGCUGCUUGUGCAAAAGUCACAGUUAGAGAUAAGUCAGGGUGGGAAUGAACUCAGCGAAAUCAUGAAAAGGCGUCAAGAGAAGAUAGAAGGCGAUAACUAACAGAAUGUCUCCUCCAAGACGCUCUCUAUCUUAUGCAACGAUCCACAUAGCCUUGCAGAAUCACUCGCUGCUGUGUAUGCCUUGGGCUGCAAAAGGAUUUUGGAUGUACCUUUGUAAAUUGUUAAAGCAAGGGACAAGAAUUAUGGACCUCCACAGUAUAUAUAUAUUUAUAUAUAAAUGUAUACAUAUAAAUAUGCAGCAAGUUCUUUCCUUCCCCCUAGUGGACCAUGUGGUGCAUUGCAGAGUAUUUUCAACCAUUGUUGCCUCUAAACAUUUAACAUGCCUGCAGCACACAGCAAAGCCAGCACACGACAUCUGCAUGUAUGUAUAGAUAUAUAUAUAUAUAGUAUUCACAUAUUUAUGUUUGUAUAUCUCAUGGAUUCUACCGUUUUUAUUUUCUCUACACUUUGUUUCCUUUCUUUGCUGCCUACGAGGCCUGCUGUUCUUAUAGCAGUUAAAAGGUGAAAAGGGGUAUGAGCUAUAAGUAUUGCAUGAAAGUAUUAUUUUUAUAUGUAUAUUCCUUUAUUUUAUAAACUGAUUUUGUGCAAAGACAUCUGGAGCCAGGCAGAGCCUUGCCAAGAGUCUGUGUCGGGCAAAUGAAAACAUCUCAGCAAUUGAUUGUUUGGCAGUGAAGGGGUUAUCCUACUUACAGACCAAUAUGAUAUAAUUUUGCAGAUGGCCUUGGGAUUGAACAAUGUGGACCCCGUGUGCUUCUGCUUGGUCUGUAAUAGCCGUGCUCGCAAUACAGAAAAACGCUUCACCACAAAUUAUUACAGUUCAUUAUAAAUAUAAUGAUUUAUUUGGAUGAUAAGGGACACCUAAAAUGAAACGCCUUUUUUCCCCCUCUGCGCUGCUUCACUUUAAUAUGCAGCUUUAUGGCUGUCUGUUAACACUGACAUAAAUGGCACAUAUUUAAAUUAAUCACACAUAGUGAAAUAUGUUUGUACAAUAAGAACAAUUUUAAAGGUCUGCAUGACAGUUGGGUUAAGUUUGUGUUGAGUUGACCACACUUGAAACGAGAUCGUCACA